AUGCCGUACCCUUAUGUCCUGCAGUGCCGCGAGAGCGCCCCGGCGGACGUCGUCGUCAAGUACGACGCGGCCGUCACGGCCGGGGGCGACGUCACGAGCGUCCUCUCCUCGUGCUCCAAGCAUGGGGGCCACAACAUCUUCCUGGCGGCGUGCGACGGCGACGUCCCGGCGCUGCGGAUGUUUCUUGCGACCGGCGUGGACAUCAAUAGCAUGGGGCAACCCAAACCGCAGUACGGCCCCCAGUUUGACCGCCGCACGCUCUUUCGAGCCCCGCCGCUCUGCUACGCGGCGGGCUACGGCCGCGAGAAGGCCGUAGCGGCGCUCCUGGAGGACGGCGCGGACGCCCUGAAGACGUCAUCGACGGGGUUUAAGGCAGUAGACUACGCCAGGCACCGUGGGUACGCGGCCAUUGUGGAGAUGCUGGAGGCCGCAGAAAAGCGGCAGCACCCGGGCGAGCCAGCGGACACGGAGUGA
This is a messenger RNA of Trypanosoma conorhini, 474 nucleotides long. Its product is annotated as ankyrin repeat protein. NCBI's taxonomy places the organism in Eukaryota, Euglenozoa, Kinetoplastea, Trypanosomatida, Trypanosomatidae. The transcript has a single exon. The record is from RefSeq and is a predicted model, not a curated record. Gene Ontology annotation, molecular function: protein binding. The coding region runs from base 1 to 474 and encodes 157 amino acids.